Molecule: messenger RNA, 1422 nt
Organism: Penicillium expansum
Lineage: Eukaryota; Fungi; Ascomycota; Eurotiomycetes; Eurotiales; Aspergillaceae
Product: Cytochrome P450
Exons: 3
Coding region: 1-1422 (473 amino acids)
Molecular function (GO): iron ion binding; oxidoreductase activity, acting on paired donors, with incorporation or reduction of molecular oxygen; heme binding
Source: RefSeq, a predicted model, not a curated record
AUGCUCGAACCUUUCGGUCCUAAUGUGGUGUCCACCGAUGGUGAUCUAUGGAAAUUCCAUCUCCGUGUCACUGUGCCCCCACUACAAGGCGAUGUUGUGCAUCGAACUGUUUGGACGGAGACUUUGCAUAGAAGUGAGAUCCUGGCCACCCGCUGGAUAGGUGCAGCAGCAGGAAAAGCAGCACCUUCCCUCCGGGAUGGAGUUUACGAUUUGACAGUUAAUGUCAUGUCCGUUGCGGGUUUUGAAAAACAGUAUCACCAGCAACUGGAGACGGGGAAGAAAGAAAAAGAGGACUCGACUUAUUUUCCACCCCUGGGCCAUCAUCGUUUGUCGCUUGUGGAAUCACUCUUCCGGGUAGUCACUAAUCUGCCCAUUUUCGUGCUUUUCCCGGCCUGGUUAGUCCGAUUCUGCGCGCACACGGUAUAUACGGCGUAUUCCGAGCUGAACCAGUACAUGGACGAGCUCCUGGCUCAAGAAAAAGCCGACAUACGGGCACGCCAGGGGACCAACAACACGACCAGGGCCAAAGGAAAUCUACUCACUGCCGUCGUCGAGUCCAACAAUCAACAACCGGGGCUCAAGACUUCGGGCCCAGUAUCAGGUCCUGGAGGACGCACCCAGUUGACGGAUGUCGAAGUCAAAGGGAAUGUUUUCAUGUUCCUAUUGGCAGGAUACGACACCACAGCGAAUACGAUACUCUUUUCGGCCAUCAUCCUGUCACUGAAUCCUCCCAUCCAAGAUGCUGUCAUUUCUGAGAUCCAACAGGUGCAUCGUGAAGCCGUGGCUGCCGGGCGAUCUGAUCUCUCUUACGAUGAGGACUUGCCCAAAUUCCGAUAUUUAUUAGCUUUCAUGUACGAAGUCAUGAGGGUAUUUCCCAUCGUCAUUCCCAUCACCCGGUUAGCGGUCACAGACCAGGACCUCGUUGUGGAUGGGACCAAACAUACCCUUCCUGCCCAGACACUCACUAUCGUCAACAAUACGGCCAUCCACCACGAUGAGGCCAACUGGCCUCAUCCCCACAUCAUCGAGCCUCGACGCUGGCUGACGACCAACCCAAACACAUUUGACCCGACCAAUAAUACCACGACCACUAAUACGACUUCUCCAGAUGAUCCUCAGCAACCAGCAGAAACAACAAUCCAUCAACCUACGGUCACCUCCGCACGACCGGGGACAACACAUCGUCGCGGAACCUUCAUGACAUUCAACGAAGGUCCUCGCGCAUGUCCUGGGCGACGUUUUGCCCAGGUCGAGUUCGUGGCGUUCUUUUCUCAAUUACUUCGAGACCAUCGGCUGGGAUUGGUGGAUGAGUCCACCACGGCUCGGGAAAACUUGGAGCGCCAGGUCCGUCUGCUCGGGGGAGGCUCACCGGUCACAUUAGUGCCUCCUGUCGAUGUCAAAGUUUGUUUAUGGGCAGUUUGA